CGGGAAUAACUCUUUCACUCCCUCCAUCUUUCUCUCUCUCCAUCACAUGUGAAACUCCAGUCUACUCCCGCUCAAAAAACCCCCAAAUUGGAUUGAAAAACCCUAGUUUCCCAGAAACCCUACCUCAUCAAUUCAAUGGAAAACCCACCUGAUCAAUCAUCGCCAGCGAAGGCCGUCGAUCUACAAUCACCGGAUCCGAAAGUUGUUCGCCGGAAAUUUGUACAGACGACGCUGUUUCCUCUUAAGCCGCACAACACUAAAGUGGAGGAAAUUCCCGACGAUGACGAUGAGGCGGAAGUUGGCGGUAGUCAAGGAGGAAAGAAAAAAAGAGGUAGAAAACCGAAGGGAAACACUACGCCGCAGAAACGGGGUGUUAAGAAGGUUGUUGAUACCAAAGUGGAGGAAAUCGGGGACGACGAUGACGUGGAGGAAGCUGGUGGGAGUCAAGGAGGAAAGAGAAAGAGAGGGAGGAAUACAAAGGGGAAUUCUACGCCUUCGAAACGGGGGUCAAAGAAGCAGGGGACUCCCAAUGGAAAAGAUGUUUCUGUUGUUGCAAUUGAUGAUACUGAAUCUCCUGAUGAUGCAAGUCCUCAACAGCUGAAAGCAAAACGACGUGUUUCAACAAAAAAUGGAAGGAGUAACGGGAAUAAAGCAGCAUCCACGUCUAAGGGAACUCAUCCAGUAGCUACCCUGCAAUCUUCACAGCCUGUUCCUGAUCUGUGGCUGGAGGCUAAAAAGACAGCCGAGGAGAAUUCACGGAUAUUUGCUGGAAAACAGAUACAUCCAUUUUUCUCCUCGUGGAAGGCGGGAAAAAAAGAUUUGGAGACUACUGAGGUGGAGAAUAAUGGGUGCUUAGAGAAAACGAAGGAGAGAAAUGUGGAGUUAGGUCCUGUUCAUGUAUUUGAUACUGCUAAGGAUACUUAUGAUAUUAUUGACUGGAGCAAUUGGACCUUUGAUGACGGGAUCUUCAGCAAGAAAACUUGUAUUCAAGAAAGGAAUGGUUCUUGCUUUGAAGGCAUUGUUGAUUCCUUAAAUUUUAAUGGUAUCCCAAGCGCUUCAAAUCAUUCCGUAAUGCAUCUUAAGGAUAUUUCUUUGGCCCAACUUCGUGGUGAAGAAGGCUCUUCUGUAUUAUGGACGUCUGUCUCUCCUAUAGUAGUUGAUAAAGAAGUAACAGCAUAUGACCCACUGGCGAAUAUAGAAAAGGAGAGAGAAUCUUGUAUAUAUGGUAAUGUCGGCUAUUUCAGCUCACAUUUUGAGCAGCAAAAUACCAUUCCGCGGGAAAGAAUUACGUCAUACUAUUUAAAUCGUGGUAAUUAUCCAGAGAAUGGCUUGUGGGCAAACAAAUAUCAUCCAGAAAAGGCAUUGGAGGUUUGUGGUAACAGUGAAGCUGUAAAGUUUAUAAAUGACUGGCUGGGUCUUUGGCAAGCAACGGGUUCUCGUGUAACCAAAAGCUCCUACUCUGCUGACAAGUGUUCGGUCAAGUGCGAUGAAUAUGGUCUUUAUGAUAGUGAUUCAGAUUCUGAAAAUGCAGAAGAAUCUGGUUUGAAAAAUGUUCUUUUGGUAACAGGGCCUGUUGGGAGUGGAAAGUCGGCAGCUAUUUAUGCUUGUGCAAAAGAGCAAGGCUUCCAAGUCAUUGAGGUUAAUUCAUCGGACUGGAGAAAUGGAGCUCUUCUUAAGCAAAAAUUCGGAGAGGCUGUAGGAUCGCAUUUGCUCAAGCGGUCCCAGGAAAGCCCAUCGGGUAAACUCAACUUAAAGUCUUCACCUGUAAUUACAAAUGGAGCACCAGCACAAGGUUUGAACAAUGGUGUAGUUGAAGUUAUAUCUCUGUUAGAAGAGGAAGAUUAUGUGGGUACUGUUGGAAGUCAAUACCACAGUAAUGUUAGACAUUCUUGUGACAAAGGUGACAUCAAAACCUUGAUACUUUUCGAGGAUGUUGAUGUUACUUUAUGUGAUGAUCGGGGAUUUAUUUCCACCAUACAACAACUUGCUGAUACAGGAAAGCGGCCCAUGAUAUUGACUAGUAAUAAUGAAAGCCCGCUGUUGCCGGACAAUUUGGAUAGAGAAGAAGUGUGUUUCACAAUGCCAUCACAAAAGGAGCUGGCACACCAUAUACAUCUGGUUUGUUCUGCUGAAAAAGCCGACAUACAUCCGAAUCUUAUUGAGAGAUGCAUCGAAUUUUGCCAAGGGGACAUCCGUAAGACUUUGAUGCAUCUUCAAUUCUGGUGCCAGAGCAACAAAUGCAUUAAAGAUGGGAAAAUGCAAAGUAUCACUUGUCCUCUGAUGUUCAACCUUGAAGCUGGCCACUGUAUAUUGCCUAAACUGAUUCCUUGGGCAUUACCCUCUUUGCUAUCCGAGUUUGUUGAAGCAGAAGUUGCGAAAUCCUUUUCCGGAAUUGAAGAAAACCAUAACUUGUUAGGAAUGAUUGAGGAAGAAGAAGCAGGCAAUAUAGGAAUACAGAAUAAGCAGGACUCUGAUAUAGGUGAAACAGCUAGUAUUGAGGCAAAGAAGGAAGCAAUUUUAAGCGGAAACUACUUUUUAGAUCUAGACAACGAUAUUGUUGCCGGAAGCAAUCAAUGUGAGUUCUCCAAUUCAUCAGGCACCCCGGUAGCAUUUAAUCGCCGCAAUAUGCGCAGAAAAGUUGACACUGUGCUGUCAGAUUCCGAAGAUGAGAUCUGUAAUCAUGAAAAUCUUCCUGUUUCGGCCGGUUUGUUUGGUAACGGUAAUGGUACAUUAUUCUCAGAAGUUCAUUCUCAGUUUCCUGUCCUUCACUCGGGUUUAGAGGGAGCUUCAAAUGAGUUUUGGGGACAGUUAGUUCAUCCCGGUGCAAAAGAAGUAGAAGCAGAAACAGUAAAGGCUAACCACUUCAACUUUUUUGCUCAGGGUAACUCAUAUAACCAAUCUACUGACCCUUGUGUACACGCUGCAGAGGCAAAACAUCAUCAACAACUAGAAUUUGUACAUGCAAACUGUAGUAGUUUUGGGGAAGCCAAUGACUCUUUGAACCUGUUCAAUGACCUGCUAGAACAUACUCGAGAUGGAAAGUUUGGAGAAGCAGUUGAUCAUGAAAAAUUUCCAACAGUAGGUAACUCUGGAAACCAGUCACCCUGUUAUUUUGAAGAGGCAAAUAGAGUGGAAAUAGGGACAGGAAAUGAAGUAAAUCUGUGUUUGAACCCAUUAAACGACCUUGUACAACAUUUUGAUGAGGAAAAAGUUGCAGUAAAGAGAUGCCUCUUUCCACUUCCAGUACAGGCGGGUCCCAUCAGCAUGGCAGAAUCUCAGCAUCAGCAUCUUGAAAUGGGAACUGUGAAUCAUGAUGGUCCGGUAGCAGCUGAUGCCUCUUUUAAUCCAUCUUUUGACCAGUUACUUUCUUGUAGUAAGGCAAAUAUGGCAAACAGUGAGCAGCAACAUCCAGGAACAGCAAAUGGUAAUCCUUUCUGCUAUACAGCGUUGGGUGACUCUUUGAACCCUUCAAGUGACCACCUGAUUAAUUUUGUAGAGGCUAAAGAAAAGGAAAUUCAGAACCAACUUCCAGAGGCAGGUGAUGGAAGUGGCAACAGCUUUGCAGCUGUUGAUGGUCCUAUAUUACAAUUGAGUAACCAAUUCCUUACAGUGGAAAACCCGGAGAAAAUCCAGCUGCAACAUCCAGAAAUUUCUGAUGUCAAGUAUGAUGGUUGUGUACAAUUAGAUGGUUCUCUGAAACCAAUGGGUGAUCAAUCACCUUAUAAGGAUAUUAUGGAUUUCAUCGGUUGUCCUACCAUAGACAAUUCUCUGAACCCAUUAGACGGCAAAACAACAAAUUUAAUUGAGGUAACAGCAGAGGAGAAUCAGUGCCAAUCUUCAGACACUACAAAUGUUAAUCAUGUGAUGGAUCAGUGCCAGUCAUUUAACAUGUCUUAUGUACCAGAGUCCACAUAUGUUCCAGAAACUGAGGUUAAUGAUGGAACAGAGUGUCCGUCAGGAACAGAUCUGAUGGAAAUUGUGUCACGUGUUACAAUUAACAAUGCGGACCCAUCUGAUGAAAUCAAGCUUCAUCAAGCUUCUGAGUAUAGGUUUUGUGGUUUUGACAUAAAUAUGAAUGUGAGGGAUGAGGAGAUGGGAGAUUCUCACUGUGAAAAAGAACAUCUUGAGCCCAGCACAUCUGGUUGUCCGGUGAUGGAUGAGUGCAGUCGUAUGGAUUUCUUUAAGAGAUCCAAGAGCUUUAGGAACUCUCCAUUGAAAGUGAAAAAUUAUGUACACAAUUCUGUACAGGAAAGGUGGAAAGAACUCCGACAGACAGAUUUGGGACAAUAUUUAAUCGCGGAACAUAAAAAUGCUCUUCAACUUGUGGAUUUGGGUUAUAGAAUGAGCAAUCUAAUAUCCGAGGGCGAUCGUUUACUUCAUGACUAUGAAUAUCUACUCAAUGAUUCUUCAGGUCUUAGUGAGGAAACUUACACCUUUAGCUGGCAUGAUCAGCAAGUUCGGAUGGCACUUUCAAUUGCACAAUAUGGCUAUUUUUUGUAUGCUAAAGAUAUUGAUGCUUUACAAUCAAAUAUGGGCGUAGCCAACAAUUUACAUCUAGGUUGGGAGAUGCUUGUGUCAACAGGUGACUCGGUGGCGUUAGGAAAGCUACUCAGUCUAAGUAAGAGUCAAAUUUCACUGACUGACACAAGCAUAAAGCAGGCAACAACUGUUGAUAGUUCAUCAACAAGAGAAAGGGAGAUGUGGGUGCAGAAUAUUGUUCAGUCAGUAGUUCCAUUGAGAUCUUACUUAACUGUGAGAGGACAUGCACUCCAUGAUUAUCUUUCUUCAUUGACUCAAAUUUCGAGAUCAGAGGCUUCUCGCUUGGCUGAAGCUCCUCAGAAAACAAAACGAAGAAGGGUGCGCGUUGCCAAGAACUAUUUAAGCAGUGGCGGUAUAAACUUGUCACAGGACGAUAUCUUAAAGUUGAACGAGUACGAUUUCUGUCGAAAAGAUACAUCAUAAUCAAGAAACUUGUAGGAUUACUGACUAAAUUUAAACUAAUUGUUAGUUUAUUUUUUUACAAAAUUGCUGUUGUAAAUAAUAGUAUAGCUUAGUAUUGAUCCUUCUUCAACUUGUAUUCUUUGCAUAAAGUUUGAAGUGAAGGGUUUGUUGUAAAUGUUUUUAGUGAUAAUAUUGAUUUAUUGAAAUCAAAGGUAAGCUUCUCACUAUCA
This is a messenger RNA of Spinacia oleracea (spinach), 5171 nucleotides long. RefSeq lists its product as uncharacterized. Lineage: Eukaryota; Viridiplantae; Streptophyta; Magnoliopsida; Caryophyllales; Amaranthaceae. The transcript has 17 exons. The record is from RefSeq and is a predicted model, not a curated record. Gene Ontology annotation, biological process: DNA repair; mitotic DNA replication checkpoint signaling; DNA damage checkpoint signaling. The coding region runs from base 136 to 4962 and encodes 1608 amino acids. Gene Ontology annotation, molecular function: chromatin binding; DNA clamp loader activity.